AUGAAGCUCUCACUUCUUCUCGCACUUUUGCCUGUGGCUCUUGCCCUUCCUGCCCCGGUCAUCGUUCCCCGUGCCGGCGCUCCUAUCCCCGGAAGAUGGAUCGUCAAGAUGAAGAACGAGAACCUUCAGAACCUCAUCGACACUGCCUUGAAGAUUCUCAAGAAGGACCCUGCUCAUGUCUACAAGUUCGCUGGAUUCGGUGGUUUCUCUGCUGAUAUGGCUGAUGACAUUGUUGAGCUGCUUCGCAACCUCCCUGGUGUCGACUACAUUGAGCAGGACGCUAUUGUUAGGGCCAACCUUGGCGAGUCGCACCUCGAGAAGAAAGCCUACGUAACCCAGUCUUCUUCUACCUGGGGCCUUGCUCGUAUCUCUCACCAGAGCAAGGGUAGCACAUCCUACACCUACGACGACUCUGCUGGCGCCGGUACUUGCGCCUAUGUCAUUGACACUGGCAUUUCCACUACGCACCCCGAGUUUGAGGGUCGUGCUACUUUCCUCGCCAACUACGCUGGCGAUGGUCAGAACACUGACGGUAACGGCCACGGCACCCACUGCGCCGGUACUAUCGGAUCCAAGACCUAUGGAGUCGCUAAGAAGACCAAGCUUUACGCUGUCAAGGUCCUUGAUGCCAGCGGUUCGGGUUCCAACUCUGGUGUCAUUGCUGGUAUCAACUACGUCGCCAACGACGUCAAGACUCGCAGCUGCCCCAACGGCGCUGUUGCUAACAUGUCUCUUGGUGGCUCUCGCUCUACUGCUGUCAACGCUGCUGCGGCCAAUGCUGUCACCGCUGGUGUCUUCAUGGCUGUUGCUGCUGGUAACGAGGCUCAGGAUGCUAGCAACUCCUCGCCUGCAUCCGAACCCACUGUCUACACCGUCGGUGCCACCGACAGCUCAGACAAGCUCGCCUCUUUCUCCAACUACGGUGCUGGUGUUGACAUCCUUGCUCCCGGUGUUGCCAUCCUCUCUACCUGGCUCAACGGCGGCACUAACUCCAUCUCUGGUACCUCCAUGGCUACUCCUCACGUUGCUGGUCUUGCCGCCUACAUCCUUGGUUUCGAGGGCAAGAAGACCCCUGCUGCCCUCUCCUCCCGCCUCACUACCCUGUCGCUGAAGAACAAGAUCACUGGUCUUCCUUCUGGUACCAAGAACCAGCUCGCCUUCAACGGUAACCCCAGUGGUUAA
Molecule: messenger RNA, 1182 nt
Organism: Alternaria atra
Lineage: Eukaryota; Fungi; Ascomycota; Dothideomycetes; Pleosporales; Pleosporaceae
Exons: 4
Coding region: 1-1182 (393 amino acids)
Biological process (GO): proteolysis
Molecular function (GO): serine-type endopeptidase activity
Source: RefSeq, a predicted model, not a curated record